GGCUGAUAAGAAAGCUCGUCACGAUGUUUGUGUAGGAAGUACUGGUGUGACCCGUCACACUUCCCAUUUAUUCGACUUUCUCUGUUGACAGUGUAGACGUGCGUUCUUGCGUUAUUUUUAGCUCAAACCCCACAUUGUGAUUCACCGCGUCUAAUUACAUGGGGUGUUUUAUACUGAAACAAAAACGCGCAAGAGAACCUGGAAGGGUAUUGUCAAAAUUCAGAUGUUAGUGUUGGAUAUUGAAAAGCAAUGUUGAAGCAGUGUCAGCCUACAAAUGCGUGCUUUGCGUUUACUGCUGCUUUUCUCCUCCGUUGCUCUGCAAUGGGAUCGUGCCAGCUGCCAGAAAUCUGUUUACAUACAACUCAUUCCCCCUCCUGGGAAUGCGCGGAGUUCACACGGACCUACAGAAGUUACACCGAGCCGCAAAGGAGAUGAGUGUGAUGUGGUGAUGAACGUGUCUGCCAGUCAGAGAUGCGAGUAUGUGAAGAAUACACCGGAUUGUGCUUCAGAUGAAGGAUUCAUCAAAUACCCUUUUGUCACCUUUUGCCUAUUCACACCAAGUCUUCUGCCCCUAGCCAUCACGAUCUAUGUUAUCUGGCUGUUGUUUUUGUUCCUCGUUCUUGGACUGAUUGCAUCAGACUUCUUUUGCCCAAAUCUCUCUGCCAUUGCCUCCACACUAAGACUUACUCAUAAUGUGGCUGGAGUGACGUUCCUGGCUCUUGGAAAUGGGGCUCCAGAUGUGUUCAGUGCCAUGGCUGCUUUCUCUCACCCUCAAACUGCUGGUCUGGCCAUUGGAGCACUUUUUGGAGCGGGAAUCUUUGUUACAACAGUGGUCGCGGGGAGUGUUGCUCUGGUUAAACCUUUUACUGUGGCGUCUCGUCCAUUCCUUCGUGAUGUCAUUUUCUACAUGGCUGCUGUGUUUUGGACCUUCACUGUCCUGUAUAAAGGCCACAUUUCCUUGGGAGAAUCCGUGGGUUAUUUGGGGAUGUAUAUUGCAUAUGUUUUUACUGUGAUUCUGAGCUCAUACAUUUACAACCGUCAGAAGCAUCAGCUAACAGAAUCACCCCAGAGCUCCGACAGAGAACAGGGAGGGAUUCUCUCAUCUGAUCUUACAUACAGAGAAACUGUCAGCAUACAAGCUCAUGGUGUGUUAUUUCUUCUUAACCUAAAACAUUGUUGACUAACAAGUUUCAGUGGGUUAU
Molecule: messenger RNA, 1202 nt
Organism: Danio rerio (zebrafish)
Lineage: Eukaryota; Metazoa; Chordata; Actinopteri; Cypriniformes; Danionidae
Source: RefSeq, a predicted model, not a curated record